Molecule: messenger RNA, 2370 nt
Organism: Penicillium concentricum
Lineage: Eukaryota; Fungi; Ascomycota; Eurotiomycetes; Eurotiales; Aspergillaceae
Product: DEAD/DEAH box helicase
Exons: 11
Coding region: 1-2370 (789 amino acids)
Molecular function (GO): ATP-dependent chromatin remodeler activity; ATP binding
Source: RefSeq, a predicted model, not a curated record
AUGUCUAUUCCACAGGACACUCUGGGACAAAAUUGGCCAUCUGAUGGCUGGCCCUCUUGGGAAACAACCAUCCCAGAAAUGGGGGUUUGUGUUGAGGAAAUAUGCUUGGGAGCUAUCAUUGGUGUCACGGCCAAGUCGGAUGGUGAUGGUGCAUUGAAUCGUCUUUUGGCCGACCACAGCGCAUCUUUUCUAUCUUGUUCAAUUGUUCGGGAGGGAGAUUUUUUCGUUCUUGUGCAUGAAGAAAAAAAAGUCGCUCGUCUCAAUAAGGAGCUAUGCACUGGUCUUUCAAAAGCGAUCAGAAAUCAACAGACUCGGCUACAGGCAUAUAUUGCUAGGGGAGAUGCGAUAUUAGCAAUGCAGGAAACGAAGAGUAAAAGGCUACUACCAAUUGAAAUCAACGUUUACGCCUCCUUAGAUGACGCGGACGAUGUGGGAGCUAAAUUGAGCAAGUCUCAUAUCUUCUUACAGCCGCUUCGCUAUGAGCUUAACGAGAGGAGAUACAUGAAUCCGCAUGUCCUACGAUUUGAGGGACAACCGAAUGACGACACAGUCCAUGAUUAUACUCUAUCUGACGCGGAAGAAAUACAUUCAAUUCACUCAUCGAGCGAUGAAAGCCUCUCUAGUGAUGGUGAUGAAAUUGACGUGGAUGACAUGUUUGGUGUUCAACUGCAACAUAUAUUUCAAGCCAACUUUCCUGUCGACCGUCGUAUUAAGAGCAGCCUCUUACAACAUCAAAAAGAGGCAAUCGGGUUUAUUUCCCAACGUGAGAAUGGGCAAAUAUUGGAACACAGUCUUUGGAACUAUAACGAUACGGAUGAAGAUGAGCCAUUUUACCAGCAUUUUUUCAAUGGCGAGAGGCGCGCAAAGCCGCAAGAAGCCAGCGGUGGAAUCCUGGCUGAUGAGAUGGGACUGGGGAAGUCCCUGGUAACACUGUCAAUCAUCGCUGGUUCUCUCGAUGUAGCAGAGAGAUUUGCAGGACGACCGGAGCAAUCUGACCUUUCCAAGAAGAAAAGCCCAACUCAGGCGACACUUAUAGUGGUUCCAUCAACGCUGUUGAUUGAUAACUGGGUCAACGAGAUCCGCAGGCACACAUUCCCCGGCAGUCUAUCUUUCCACAAACAUAUCGGAUCGGAAAGACACGCAGAAAGGGAGUUGCUACAGAAAAGCGCUAUCGUUUUCACUACUUAUGCAACACUUACCAGUGAAUACUGCCGAGGACAAAAUACUUUAUCAAAAAUCGACUGGUUCAGAAUCGUACUCGAUGAAGCUCAUUACAUCCGCAAUCGCGCUACCAAGCAGUUCCAAGCCGUUGUCAAUCUAUCAGCCCAGCACCGCUGGUGUCUUACUGGAACGCCCAUUCAAAACUCAAUUGAUGACUUGGGGGCGCUGGUCGCCUUUCUCAGGGUUCCGAUUCUUGAUCGCGUCCCGGCGUUUCGCAAGUUCAUCUCGACCCCCAUAUCCUCAGGCAAGAGAGAUCGUUUCCAUAAUCUACAAACACUUGUGCACGCCAUCUGUAUUCGAAGGACAAGAGAUGUGUUAAAUCUACCAGAGCCUACUACAGAAACCCGGAAGCUUCCGAUGUCACUCGUGGAGAAAACGCAGUAUAGAGACCUACUUCAUGAAUGCAUGACAAAGAUUGAUAUGACGGUCAGUGGAAGACGAAAUGGGAAGGUUAACUCUACAGUCCUGGAGUCUCUUCUCUCAUUACGCCUCUUCUGCAACAAUGGGAAAGCCGCGGCUGGUAUCCCAGUAGACUCGGAUGAAGCCCUCUCCUACCUGGAACAGCUGGAUAAGAAUGUUUGCAGCUAUUGCUCCAGCACAAUCUUCUGGCUCAGCGACACACCUGAUACAGAUGGAGGCAUAUUUCUCUCCGGCUGCCGUCAUUUGUCUGGUGUUCCAAUUUCUUUGCUCGAGAAAUCAAAAAAUCAUCACACGCUGAUUGAAAUUAGAGCAACGCCUCUGAUGAAACAAUAUCCGACAAAACUUCUGGCUCUUCUAUCUGAGAUUUCCCAAAAUCGUCAUCGGAAAUGUGUUGUCUUCUCAAGUUGGAAAAAGACUCUCUUGAUUGUUGCUGAGCUUUUCUCCAGCAAGGGAAUCAAAUACAGCAUGAUAGAAGGAUCUCUUUCUUUGUCAAAACGCCUGCAAGAAUUACAAAAAUAUCAAAAUCAAAUGGAAACAAACGUUCUCCUAAUGACACUUGGGACGGGUGCUGUUGGUCUGAAUCUUACAACUUCAUCACGUAUCUACCUUCUUGAGCCACAGUGGAACCCAUCAAUUGAAGCUCAAGCAAUUGGCCGAGCCCUUCGACUUGGUCAAGUCUCGAAUGUGACCAUUGUUCGGUACAUUAUGGAAGGCACCGUUGAGGAGUAA